This is a messenger RNA of Cadophora gregata, 600 nucleotides long. RefSeq lists its product as uncharacterized. The record is from RefSeq and is a predicted model, not a curated record. The coding region runs from base 1 to 600 and encodes 199 amino acids. The transcript has a single exon. NCBI's taxonomy places the organism in Eukaryota, Fungi, Ascomycota, Leotiomycetes, Helotiales, Ploettnerulaceae.
AUGUCAACCACAAUCGAGUCUGCUCCUGCACGGGCCCCACGUAUCCACAUCCCACUGCCAAACGCACCCUACCUCGAUCGACUCGCAUGCCUUCUCAUGAACUAUCUCCAUCAAGAUCUCAAGCCUCUUCCCGAAUGGGAGAAAACAAUCUUCAAGAUGCCCGACUGCCAAGACAAGAUAUACUCCGAGGUCAUAUUGGCGGAUUCGAACGAGAUGAAAGCAGUCGACCUACCCGCCCUCCCCGACUUCCACCACGUCGCUUUCACGGUCGACAUAAACAAGCUGCUUACACAAGAUGGAAUGGCAGUGAGAUACGAGCUCCGGCUAAGUGCAACUUGCGAAGAUGAAUACAAUCACCCCCUCUCCAUCGGCGACGAUGAGUACGAGCCCAACAAGCUAGCCCGCGAUGUGACCAUCGUUCUCUACAAGGUCAUGGACGUAUCAACAAACGCGCAUUUCCUGGACCUGAUGGACUGGGAUGACUUGUUGAAGUUGUUGAGGAAGUACGUGUUGAGGACAUAUGACGAGUUUGGAAGGAAGAGGAGUUUUUCGGAGGCUGUGGAGGUGGAAGGAACUUGGUCCAGCAUUUCCGGGGGUUGA